AUGUCAACUAUUACAGAGGUUAUUAUUUCAAGAGAAUUAACAAUAUCUCAGCAAAUAUACCUCAUUACAGCUAAGUCUGAUGGGGCCUCACGGGGGAACCCUGGCAGGAGUGCCUAUGGAUUUUGCUUGAGAAAUAAUGAAGGGGACUUGAGAUAUGCUUAUGCUACAGAGAUUGGAAUAACUACUAAUAUAGAUGCUGAGGUUAUGGCAAUUCUACAGGCCAUCAGAUAUUGCAAAAAUGAGAAUCUGGACAAUAUUAUAGUCCAAACGGAUUGUGAAAUUGUGUACAAGAUUCUACAGGAAGGGUGGAAACCUCCUUGGGGGAUAGCAAGUUGGAUAGAGGAGAUUUUGGAGCUAAAAGUUAAUAGGACUAUUCUAUUUAGUCAUAUCUUGAGAGAAGGAAACAAGCUGGCAGAUGCUAUAGCUAAUCAGGCACUAGAUGAAGCUAAUGUUGAAUGUCAUGGCUUCCAGGACCUAAGUUCAACAUGUAGAAAGAUCCUCAACAGUGACAAAUCUCAGAUUCCAUAUCUGAGAGUGCGAAUACAGAGAUAG
This is a messenger RNA of Lycium ferocissimum, 552 nucleotides long. RefSeq lists its product as uncharacterized. The transcript has 2 exons. NCBI's taxonomy places the organism in Eukaryota, Viridiplantae, Streptophyta, Magnoliopsida, Solanales, Solanaceae. The record is from RefSeq and is a predicted model, not a curated record. Bases 1 to 552 code for a protein of 183 amino acids. Gene Ontology annotation, molecular function: RNA-DNA hybrid ribonuclease activity; nucleic acid binding.